Malaclemys terrapin pileata is the source of this 2328-nucleotide messenger RNA. RefSeq names its product small vasohibin binding protein (gene SVBP). The coding region runs from base 215 to 418 and encodes 67 amino acids. The transcript has 2 exons. Lineage: Eukaryota; Metazoa; Chordata; Testudines; Emydidae. The record is from RefSeq and is a predicted model, not a curated record. Gene Ontology annotation, cellular component: apical part of cell. Gene Ontology annotation, biological process: negative regulation of protein ubiquitination; protein secretion.
CGUACGAGUAAUCGAGCGCCGAGUCCUCGAUGGGACCGGCCCCUCCCCCGCCAUUUUACACUCGCGAGUAAGCGGCGCGGCAGGUACCGGCCCGGGUGAGCCCGGCCGCCCUGAACGGGGGGAGGCGGGGGCUUGGGCCAGGCCGGGGGGCCAGGGCGUGACGCUGCUGUCUCCCUUGCCGGCCCCGAGCCGGGCCGGGCCGGGGGAAGGCGCCAUGGAGCCCGGCGGUGGGCGGAAGGAGAAACCCAAACCCAAGGAGCCCAUCAGCCGCCUGGAGAAGGCCAAGCAGAAAUCCGCCCAGCAGGAGCUGAAGCAGAGGCAGAGAGCAGAGAUCUACGCCCUGAACAGAGUGAUGACGGAGCUUGAACAGCAGCAGUUCGAUGCCUUCUGCAAGCAGAUGCAGGCUUCUGGAGAAUGAGACCCUCUGUCUGCCAUCCCAGGAUUGCCAGUGGCAUUUUAGACCAGGAAACAACAUGGAUGAGUGGUGGUCAGAGCUCAGUGUUCCCAGGCAUCUUUCUGCUGACCAUGGGCAAUAAUAAAAAAAAACAUACAGAACUGCACACUUGCAGAUAUAGAGGGGGUAGGAUCACUUGUACGGCAUGAACCUUGCUCCACCUGCCCUUCAUUGUAACUGCCUCAGACCCAUUGUCUGGAGUUUUCCCAGCAGCAGUGCAGAAUCCUCUGGUUCAUCCUUGUUAAGAUGGUACAUUUUUCAUUGUUUUAACACUGUCCUUCUUAAAAGUAUUUAUUACUUUGGUUUGACAAAUAAACAUUUUUUAAAAUAAAAAUUGUGGUUGCCCUUACCUGGUCCUGACGCAUAAGGGAAGUGUCUUCUAAAAGCAGGAUGUCAUGGUUGGAGCUGUGAGCUGUUGGCCAGGAGAAUGAGACUAUCACCCAUUUCUUUUAAAUGCUACUGGAUACAAGACCGACCAGUAACUGGGUGGGCGCUGAGAACGUGGGAGCAGAGAAUGGACACGCAGAGAGCAUGCCAUUAGCACACAGCUCUGAGAUCAGGGGAGGGUUGGGAAGAGAGUACCCACUGACAGGAUUUGAUACCUCUCAGCUAUUGUUUGUCUGUAUUCAUCUGGGGGGGAUGUGCUCAUUCAGCUAAGAACUUCCCAUUGUGAUGAAUGGGCCAUGUCACACCUUUGUGAGCCUCCUAUACUGCAGAUGGAGUGUAGAGUCUCUACCCUAGUAGGACCUACCCCGUGCUGUCCUCCAGCUUGCAGAUGCACUCCUCACAGCCCCAUAGGUACCACAUUCCAUCUUGCUCAUGGUGCCGGUAGCUUGAGCAAGCUGUGCCCAGGCAGCUCCCUCAUCGCCUCUUCCCUUGUGUGUUGAGAAAGUGGUGAUAGUGAAACUCACUAACAAAAAGAGGCUUCUGUGAAAGGGGAGUUGUGGCUGCCUAGCAGUAUCUUGUGUUCUUCCUGAGUGUUUCUGAAAAUGUUCACUUUGACUGAAAAAAAUUCAAGUGGUUCUGUUACAGGUAUUUAAGUACAAGUGUGUAUUAAAACAUGCAUCUGCUUGAAUCUCUGCCUGUAUUCCCUUCAUCUUCCCAGCUCAAAUUCAGUCACCUUUAUUAGACUACUCACCUCUUUGGCAGUCGCUUGAAUGGGCACUUAGUACAAGUGUCACUGUUUGUAAGACCAGGAUUUGUGAAAGAAGAGUGUCCCCGUGUCUCUGACUGAUGCAGGAUGGAUACAAAUUAAUGAGUAAAGUGAUUAAAGAUAUUGUAAAAAAUCUGAUUUAAAUCAAAAACUGGAUUUUUGAUUUAAAUUAAAUACCAAUUUAUUUUUUAAAAAUAAAUGUACUUACAUUUGAAAUUGAAAAUCUAUAUCAACACCUGAACAUAUAGUACCUUAAAGUCAAUUACAUUAAAUACAAAAAAUAACAAGCAGUAUGUUUGCUGUCAAAUUUUAAAGAAAGUCAAACCACUGAACUGGGGGAAGUCUCUGGCUAAGUCCCUGGAACCAGCGUUUGUUGAAGAGCUAAAUCAGCUUUUGUCAGCAGUAGCCUCUGCUGCAGGUGCAGAGAGAAUAUUUUCUUCAUUGUUGUGUAUUUAGCUAAUUCACUUCAAUGGCUAGUUCGUUCAAAAUUGAGAAACCGAUUGGGAGUUGACAAAGCAAGAAAGCUUGUUUUCCUCUUUCAAUCUAUGAAUACAAAUUAGGUGUGAGAGGAUGAGAUCUGGAACAAUUAGUUCAAUUCACUAACUUUAGAUAACGCUUCCUUCAUUUAAUAAAUCAGUUUUAAAUGCAAAAUAUUUUGAUAAUUUUUUUCCUUGUGUACCCAGCACUGUUUAAGAUAGAUUAAAGUAAUUUUUUAAAUGCU